Messenger RNA from Cuscuta epithymum, 735 nucleotides. NCBI's taxonomy places the organism in Eukaryota, Viridiplantae, Streptophyta, Magnoliopsida, Solanales, Convolvulaceae. The record is from the annotation of a GenBank genome assembly.
CUUUGUACUUAUCUCGAUGACUUAAGAGCUAGUUGUGGGCUCAACGAUUGCCGAGGUUCCUUAUAAUAGUAAAGUCUGUAUGUACCCCUGAGAUGUAUGAAAAUAUACUCCUCCACUCCGUCACAUAUGUUUGCGCAUAGGGGGCUUUUGUUCAGAGACGACGACGCGAACAUGCAACACGUAACAGGAAUAUCAUUUCUUGUGUUGACGUACGCUAAAUCCCUGGCAAAUUCCGGCAAACAACUGGAUUGCGGUAACAACUUUGUUGCAACUUCAGCGGAUUUGAUCAAAUUUGUUAAAAGCCAGGUGGACUACAUACUAGGAACCAACCCCAUGAAGAUGUCAUACAUGGUCGGAUACGGCGACAACUACCCAAAAUCCAUACACCACCGCGGAUCUUCGCUGCCGUCGGUUCAUGCUCAUCCAGACUCAUUCAACGGCGGCGAUGGGUGGCAGAUUUUUCAUUCCUCGGCCCCCAAUGCGAACCAGUUGACCGGAGCUCUAGUGGGAGGCCCUAAUUUUGAUGAUGUGUAUAUUGAUACGAGGUUCGACUCUACACAUGGAGAGCCUACUACUUAUAUCAAUGCCCCACUGGUUGGGGUCUUGGCGUAUUUCACUCAGCACUAGCUUCUUCGUCGUUUUCAUCACUGCUUUCGUAAUAUAUACUUAUGGCCGUUUGUAUUUCAUUUCAGUCAUGGUUAAGUUUUUCUUUACGAAGUUUUAAUUUGGCUUAAA